Parathielavia appendiculata is the source of this 381-nucleotide messenger RNA. RefSeq lists its product as uncharacterized. The transcript has a single exon. Lineage: Eukaryota; Fungi; Ascomycota; Sordariomycetes; Sordariales; Chaetomiaceae. The record is from RefSeq and is a predicted model, not a curated record. The coding region runs from base 1 to 381 and encodes 126 amino acids.
AUGUCCCAAGUCAUACGAGACACCGGGCUUGCGAGGCUGGAAGAUGUCUAUAAAUGCAUCAUUCCACCACUGAACAUGGAGAACAAACUGCCACGGGCCGAUGCCAUCAUCGAAUGGGCGCGUGCGAAGGCCAAGCCACACGAGCAGCUGGGCCGUUGGAAGGAGGCCGCGAAUGCAUACUUGUGUGGGUUUUUGAACAGGCAAACACAUUCCCAAGACAAGACGACAUUACCAUCAAGGCCGCUGCUUCUGAGGGCUCUCACCAAUGCGAUCGGGCUAAGGAAAGACCAGCGGUUUGAGGAGGAUGACAUCCACGACCCGGAGGUGUUGGAGAUUGACAAUUCGAAGAAGCUGCAAGAGGGAGUUGUAGAUGACUUCUAA